AUGAAUGGGUUGGAUUAUGACCUGCAUUCUCGUAUUCUUAUGAGUCUUGCAGGCGUGCUGGCAGACGCCAGAGCAAAGACAACAAACGAAGAAGUCGAACGAUUGAUAUCCAAAUGUCCUGAUAUUCCAGUCAUGUCUAUUGGCGAUACAACCAUCAAUGUGCCUGGCCAGCAGCUCAGCGUGGGACGUAUGACGUACCGCUACCAACAUACACUGGAUGCUUUGAUAAAAUAUACGACAGACGCAACAGAAGACAGACAGACUGAACUGGCACCUCGCAUCCUCAGCUAUUUGAAGCAUCUGCCCAUCUAUGAAUGGGAUGAGCAGAUUAUCACAGCAGGGUCCACAUUGCCAGACAAUGUCACUUACAGCCUUGUUUCCGGGCUGUUGGAAAUAGCUCAUCAACGCUCAGAAUUGAGAGAGCACAUUUACAGCACACUGUGGAACUAUGGACAAUGCAUCAUCAAUCUGAUGGACGAGACGGACAAGGAAUAUAUUGUCUAUUUCAUCCUGCCCUCCUUGGCAGGCCUGGCCCGUGCGUUGCAAGUGUCGCCUUACCUUUACAAAGCAUAUCAGCUUCAGGCGCUCUGCGAGUACAUGCAGCCAUUGAUUGUAGACAAGACAUUGGAAAACAUUAGAAACGCCAUUGACAGCUGUCUCAGGGAAUGUGAUGCCGAAGCCUACAGUAGACGAGUGCUAGCCAGUUAUUGGGAAGCAGGCAUACCUCUCAGCUCCAACAGAAUCAUCCACGACCUGCUCAUCAUUCUUCGCAAUGUCACCGCACGUGUGAUUGCAGUCUCCAACCCCACCAACGAGCAGCACGAACAAAUCAGCCUUAAGAAGCUGCAUCUCACCACUAACAUUGAAAAUGCCUGGUCGGAUUUGAUGAUCAAGGUGGCAGAAGGUGUUCAGCCUCAAGGAGACCAGGUGUCUGACACGGACAAGAAACUCAACAAAAAUCUGAGAGGGAUCUAUGUCAUGAGUUUGGGCUAUUUCGAUGACAUCAAAAAGUAUGCGGUCAAGAGGGAAAACGAGGGCAAGAAGUGGUCGUUGGACUCUUACAUGAAGGAGAUCAUGGGCACCAGUUUGCAGGUAGCAGCUUUGUCGUCUGUCUAUUUGCAUCAAGUGGAUGAUGUCUUGAUCAAUUAUGUGUACGAAUGCUUGUUUAAGAAUCCCAGUGGCAGCGAUGCCUGGGUCCACGUAGCGUCUCUAGACACUGCUGUGCUCUUGGCUAUCAAUUUCCCUGGCUUGAACAACAAAAUGACAGAAACUAUCUGCCGUUACUUGGCUACACCAUCUCCUGUGUUUGAGUUGACCACUGAGUUGGAUCAAGAGACACUGACGAUGCAAAGGUUUGCCAUUAUUCGCUUGGCUCAAUGUGUGCAAACCAAACCAUCUGCUCAGAUGCGUCAAGCAGCCAACUCGACGUUUUACGCUCUUUUGAACGAAAUCGCACGCUACUCUGAUCAAGACACCAUUGGCAAGCAGCCUUCUCUGGUGCAUCCCAACGACAUUGCAGGUACGCCUGCUGUACAACUACUAAACGAAUCGCAAAAGCAGCAAGUAUGCGUCAAUGCGCUCUCUGCCAUUGUCGGUGUGGCUGUGUAUCUCAAGGAUGAAUCUAUCAUAUCUCAAGCUUACUCUGUCUUGUCGCUGCGUCGAAAAUCCUUUUCCGUAUCAGCCAUCGCCACACUCACCAGCAGCUUGGUGGAUUUAGCACUUGUCAGCUCUUUGAGCGUGUUUCGCGAUAUCAUCAACUUGUUUUCUGUACUAAGCAGAGAGUCUUUGAUGGUAGACAACAAGCAGCUCACCUCAGCCAUCCUCAAUGCUCAAUACGGUCUCGCCAAGAAGCUCUCAUCCAAGCCUGAACACUAUGAUUGCUACCUCAGCAACUUGCUGGGCUUGUUUGUGGAGAACGGUAACACUAUUCAGCGCAUGAUCAGCAAGAACAAGAAGGAAUCCGAACUGCCUUGGAUAUCCAAGCUGGGCAAGCUUCUCCCUGUGAUUCGCACGCUGCUGGAGCACGACGACUUUAACCCUCAUCUGAGCCCGAGCGAAGACACCGUGUCUCUCUUCCGCAACACUUGGUUCCAUUGCAUCUUGUUUGGCUUUGUGACAGAAACCAUCUGGAUCCGUGAAUGGCACGAGUCGAUGCUCUUUAUCGCUAAAAAGACACCUGCCCUUGUCAUUGAAAGCGCUACCAACUAUCUUGAAAGCGACCUCGAAUACAAUUCCGUGCUGCGUGGAGCAAACACGUCAGAUCGAGACAUUGGAUCCUUGCGACAAAAACUGACAGCAUUGUUACCCGCUUUGGCCUACGACACCAAGAAUUUCUCAUUUGCUCAGGUUGUGUUUGCGCUCAGUGUAUAUCAUAUUGAAAUGAUGAGAAGUAAAGCAGGCGAUUGCAGCUAUAUUUUGCGCUACUUUAUGAAUGACGGUGUCAGCAACAGCACCAUGUCCAACUGCUUGGAAACCAUUGCAGACCGAGUGGUUACUGCUUACAUCAAGGACGCUUCUUACAAGGCUGCCUUCCAGAGUUUGGACAGUGAAUUGCGUACACAAAUGACUAAUUUACUCAAAUUGUGCUGUCAUCGUCUACGCAAGGUGCACUCGCUCGCUGUCAAAAUAUCAGAGCGCAUCGUCACUACGUUUCCUCAGGUAUUCGCCGAGAAGUCAUUGAUUACGCUGUUGCUAGAACUGGUGCAACUGCUGUGGUUGAGUUGCGAAGCCGAAUACCGCGACGAAUACUAUCCUACGUUCCAAUUUACGUCGCCUCGCGUGGGUGUCACGAUUGAGCUGGGCGACUCGUUUACUUAUCGCAAGGACAUUUGCUCUCACAUGUAUGAAAAUGGCAAGAAAUGGCUUCAGAUAUCCAUGGACCGUGCUCCCAUGGAGAUCAAUGGCUUGCUGCAAGACUAUUUGGCCGAGUAUGUGCGCUACGAUCCUGGCGUGCCCAUUGAUUCAGCUCAUCUAGGCAGAACGCUGGCUCUGGAAGUGGGUAAAGCAGCUGCCAAAAAUGAAAUGACAGUGGAUUUCGUGCCUCGUGUGCGUGGCGUGCAGCUGGACGAUUCAUCUGAUUUUGUCGAUGGAUUCACCUCAAGACGCUACUACAUUGGUGAAGUCAGCGGGAUCGAGUACCUUGCGGGCAUGCGUCAUGGCGCUGACAAGUUGCCAGAUAACAAUACAGGCACUGGUUUGAACGAACAGGUGCCUAUUGUUUGUAAAACAUUGCAAGCCCUGUUGGAUGAUGUGAAGCAAAGCCGUAAGAUUCCAGUGGAUCGUUUGAGACGCACCAUGCUCCAAACAGCCAGUUUUAUCGUGUCUCUACCGACCAUUCAUCCUGAUCUGAUUACGUAUAUUGUGCGUAUCCCUGUCCAUAUCUUCACUCCUGAAUCACUGGAAAUAGGCACGGAUGUCUGGAACUGGGUUCUUGUGGAGAGAUCAGACAUUGAAAAGCGAUUGAUGGUGGAGAUUCUCAACAUGUGGAGUUGGGCUCAGCGCUACAGAAAGGGCCUCUUCUCGCCUAAACUGAACGCAAAGCACCCGUUUGUCAGCAGAAUGACCUAUGCCCCCUCAGAUAGAUCCAUCAUCGACAAAAACAGCCGCAACAUGACACGUCUGUUUACACCUCACAUCACUUGGAUCAAGUUCUUGACCAGUCGAUUUUAUGCCAUUCGUCAUCGCAGUAAGCAUUUGAUCAACAUGCUGAUCCGUCUGCUGCAGGAUACCUUCCACAACUCGCACUUGAUGAGCACACACUCGUUUGCUCGUCUUCCUCGCUUCCAGCUGCUGUUCUUGGGCAUGAAAAUUCUUCAUUCGGCACAGAUGGAGGCAUUGGCAGAGUAUCGCUUCCGCUCUCUAGUGUAUGGCUCUGCGUUUAACUGGUUCUCUCUGCCGCCCAAAUGGCAUUAUGGCUCUCGCAAGAGUUAUGCGCUGGUGGAGCAAAAGAUGCUCACGGAUUUCUAUGGCGUGGUCAUCAACGAUACGCCGCGUCUCACGGAUCUUGUCACCAGCUCCACGUCUCGCAACAGUAGCUCUAAGGUUGCGUCUGGCCUCUACAUGUUUUUGAGCGACAAGACCAAGGAUGAUAUUUUGCGCGAACAAAAGCUGACCAAGCGCCUGCUUUUGUUGCUGUUAGACAGUGAGCUGUCUCGUCUCGCUGUGUGGUGCAACCCCUUGAACGCUGUGGGUCCUGGCUAUCCUGCCAACUAUAUUGGCAACACGGAAAAGUCAUUCACGACGGACGAUAGCUGGAAAGAAAUGGUGCGUUUUGCCUGGGAGACAUCGCCCAAAGUAGCCGUGCAAAUGGCAGCUCGUUUCGUGCAAGUGGCAGUGCAAAGAGAGUUGCAUACCUUGAUUGCCAACAACACAUUGGAUGUGGUGGAUGUGCCCGAGGCAUUGGAGCUGUUGCUGGGAGAAAAGGUGCAGCCCAACGCUAAGCUUGAUUUGCGCUAUUUAAAGUACUGGGCACCUGUACCAGCCAUCACAGCCGCCAACUACUUUAUGCCCGCCUACGGCAAUCAUCCCUUGAUCUUGCAGUAUGCUAUGCGUAGCCUGGAAUAUUAUCCUGUGGAUACUGUCUUCUUUUACGUGCCUCAGAUUGUGCAAGCACUUCGCUAUGAUGAAUAUGGCUAUGUGGAAAGAUACAUCAUGGAAGCUGGCCAGGUCUCUCAGCUGUUUGCACAUCAGAUCAUUUGGAACAUGAGCGCCAAUUUCUAUGUGGAUGCAGACAAGGAGUGCGUCAAGCCUGAUCCAUUGAAACCCACUUUGGAAAAGAUCAUUAAUAAUCUAGUGUCAUCCUUUACUGGCGCAGAUCGUGAUUUCUAUGAGCGUGAAUUCAAGUUCUUUGGUGAUGUUACAGCCAUCUCUGGUUAUCUAAAAGAGUACAUUAAAUACGGCCAGACAGAGAAGAAGCCCAUGCAGAAGAAACGCCUGGAUGAAGAACUCGCUAAAAUUAAGGUGGAUGUGGGUGUCUAUCUUCCCAGUAAUCCAGAUGGCCAUGUCGUUGACAUUAACCGCACCUCGGGCCGUCCCCUUCAAAGUCACGCCAAAGCACCUUUCAUGGCUACCUUCAAGAUUGAAAAGGAAAAGGAGCAAGAGGAAGGCAUUGACGAUAACGCCAAUGACGAUGAAUCACAAAAAUCCGUAGUGACACUCUGGCAAAGCGCUAUCUUCAAAGUGGGCGAUGAUUGUCGACAGGAUGUGCUUGCCUUGCAACUGAUUGCCGUGUUCAAAAACAUUUUCACCAGCAUUGGCAUGGAUCUCUAUGUGUAUCCAUACCGUGUGGUUGCUACUGCACCUGGUCGUGGUGUUAUUGAUGUGAUCCCUAGAUCUAUUUCUCGUGAUCAGUUGGGCCGUGAAAAGGUCAACAGCAUGUAUGACUACUUUGUUGCCAAGUACGGUGGGCCCAAUUCCAUCGAUUUCCAGAGAGCAAGGACCAAUUUUGUACAGAGUGUCGCUGCCUACUCGUUGAUCUCCUACUUGCUGCAAUUCAAGGAUCGUCAUAAUGGUAAUAUCAUGCUGGAUGACGAUGGUCACAUCAUUCAUAUUGAUUUUGGUUUUAUCUUUGACAUUGCUCCCGGUGGUAUUGGAUUCGAAAGCUCUCCAUUCAAAUUGACAACAGAGAUGGUACAAGUCAUGGGCGGUAAUUCAGAGGAGCAAGCCUUCAAGCAGUUUUCUGAGCUUGUCAUCAAGGGCUAUCUUGCCUGUCGUCCUUAUGCUGAGCUCAUCAUGCAAUUGGUUACUUUAAUGUUGCAAUCAGGGUUGCCUUGUUUUAAGGGCGAAACAAUCAAGAGAAUGCGCACACGUUUCCAGACAGACAAGUCCGAUAGAGUAGCUGCUGAUUUCAUGAUUCAAAGAGUCAAGGAUUCAUUUGAGAACCAGAGAACAGUUUUAUAUGAUUACUUUCAGAAGGUGACUAAUGGCAUUCCAUACUAA
Molecule: messenger RNA, 5937 nt
Organism: Mucor velutinosus
Lineage: Eukaryota; Fungi; Mucoromycota; Mucoromycetes; Mucorales; Mucoraceae
Exons: 7
Coding region: 1-5937 (1978 amino acids)
Biological process (GO): phosphatidylinositol phosphate biosynthetic process; phosphatidylinositol-mediated signaling
Cellular component (GO): plasma membrane; cytoplasm
Molecular function (GO): 1-phosphatidylinositol 4-kinase activity
Source: RefSeq, a predicted model, not a curated record